Messenger RNA from Psammomys obesus (fat sand rat), 7199 nucleotides. RefSeq names its product solute carrier family 23 member 1 (gene Slc23a1). Gene Ontology annotation, cellular component: membrane. Lineage: Eukaryota; Metazoa; Chordata; Mammalia; Rodentia; Muridae. The coding region runs from base 16 to 1965 and encodes 649 amino acids. Gene Ontology annotation, molecular function: transmembrane transporter activity. Gene Ontology annotation, biological process: transmembrane transport. The record is from RefSeq and is a predicted model, not a curated record. The transcript is spliced from 17 exons.
UUCUUUCAAGACGACAUGAAGCUACUGCCCAGCUGGAGAGCCGUGCUGCCCGUGGGCCCAUGGCCUGGGCUGUGCCCCUGUAUCCCAGCCUGGUCAUGGGCUCAGCAACCCAGAAGUAAAGACGGUUCUCAAACCUGUGUCUCAGAGAUGAGGGCUCAGGAGGACCCCGAGAGACCAACGCAGCAUGAGUUCCCGGGGUCAGCAGGGACUCCCGCCAGGGACCAGCAGACACCCAUGCCCAUGGAGCCCAAGUUCGAAAUGUUGUACAAGAUUGAGGACGUGCCACCGUGGUACCUGUGCACCCUGCUGGGCUUCCAGCAUUACCUGACGUGCUUCAGUGGCACCAUUGCCGUGCCCUUCCUCCUGGCUGAGGCGCUGUGUGUGGGCCGCGACCAGCACAUGGUCAGUCAGCUCAUCGGCACCAUCUUCACCUGCGUGGGCAUCACCACUCUCAUCCAGACCACGGUGGGCAUCCGGCUGCCGCUGUUCCAGGCCAGUGCCUUUGCGUUUCUGGUCCCAGCCAAAGCUAUCCUGGCGCUGGAGAGGUGGAAAUGUCCCCCGGAAGAGGAGAUCUACGGUAACUGGACAAUGCCGUUGAACACCUCUCACAUCUGGCAUCCUCGCAUUCGGGAGGUCCAGGGUGCAAUCAUGGUGUCCAGCCUGGUAGAGGUGAUGAUUGGGCUGAUGGGGCUGCCUGGGGCCCUGCUCAGCUACAUUGGGCCUCUCACGGUCACCCCUACGGUCUCCCUCAUUGGUCUCUCUGUUUUCCAAGCUGCUGGUGACCGAGCUGGCUCCCAUUGGGGCAUUUCAGCUUGCUCCAUUCUACUGAUUGUCCUGUUCUCGCAGUACCUACGCAACCUCACCUUCCUGCUGCCUGUCUACCGAUGGGGCAAGGGCCUCACGCUCCUCCGCAUCCAGAUCUUUAAGAUGUUUCCGAUCGUGCUGGCCAUCAUGACGGUGUGGCUGCUCUGCUACGUGCUGACCCUGACGGACGUGCUGCCGGCGGAUCCUGCAGCCUAUGGCUUCCAGGCUCGAACGGAUGCCCGAGGGGACAUCAUGGCCAUCUCUCCCUGGAUCCGCAUCCCCUACCCCUGUCAGUGGGGCCUACCUACGGUGACUGUGGCAGCAGUUCUGGGCAUGUUCAGUGCCACGCUGGCGGGCAUCAUUGAGUCCAUCGGUGAUUACUAUGCCUGUGCCCGACUGGCCGGGGCACCGCCCCCUCCAGUACAUGCUAUCAACAGGGGCAUUUUCACUGAAGGCAUCUGCUGCAUUAUCGCUGGGCUACUGGGCACAGGCAACGGGUCCACCUCCUCCAGCCCCAACAUUGGGGUCCUAGGGAUUACCAAGGUGGGCAGCCGUCGAGUCGUGCAGUACGGUGCUGGGAUCAUGCUAAUCCUGGGUGCUAUUGGCAAGUUCACCGCCCUCUUCGCCUCCCUCCCAGACCCCAUCCUGGGAGGAAUGUUCUGCACCCUUUUUGGCAUGAUCACCGCUGUGGGACUGUCCAAUCUGCAGUUUGUCGACAUGAACUCCUCCCGCAACCUCUUUGUACUGGGAUUCUCCAUGUUCUUUGGCCUCACCCUGCCCAAUUACCUGGACUCCAACCCAGGUGCCAUCGACACAGGCAUUCCUGAAGUAGAUCAGAUCCUAACCGUACUGCUGACCACAGAGAUGUUCGUUGGUGGGUGCCUUGCUUUCAUCCUGGACAACACAGUGCCAGGGAGCCCAGAGGAAAGAGGCCUGAUACAGUGGAAAGCUGGGGCCAACGCCAACAGUGAGACAUCAGCCAGUCUGAAGAGCUACGACUUCCCCUUUGGGAUGGGCAUGGUAAAAAGGACUGCCUUUUUCAGAUACGUUCCCAUCUGCCCAGUCUUCAGAGGAUUUUCUAAAAAGACAGAGAAUCAGCCUCCAGUUCUAGAGAACACUCCAGACAAUACAGAAACUGGGUCUGUGUGCACCAAGGUCUGAAACUACCUCUACAAAAGGAAGCACUGUAUGUAACAAGAACACUACAGAGAAGACAGAAGACCCGAGUUGGAAAUCCUGAGCUCUACCUAUUCCAAAUUCCUGUGUAAGCUUGGAUAGAUGACCCUCUGUGUGACUUAUUUUCACACCAGCUUAAAAACAAGUUGGAAGAAUGGGCCGAAGUCUCUAAGCACUCUAGAGACGUGACUAGCAUUAUUUUUGCUUCUUCAGUUUUACUCUCCUAAGCAUGCAUACAUGUCAAUAUAAAGGAAGAGCUGGAAAUCUCCACAUUGAACAUUGGGAUCUGAUAAAAAAGAAACCAGGGAGAUUCCAGUGGUAAAUGUAGACACGCAGGUAGGCUUAACCAAACAAACAAAACACCCAUAACUGAAUUUAAUUCCAAUAUCAUGUAUUUUAAGAGCAAUACUAACAUAUCAUAUUUAGAAAAAUAUUAAAUAUUCUCCCUUCCCACAUGGGAAAUAAAUUUAUACUUUAAGACCAGCUCAGUGAUAAAAAUGUCUAUUCAGAACAUUCUGGGCUUGACCAUCAACAUUACAUACACACAAAUAAAAAUCCUUAAGUGGGGGCUGGAGAGAUGGCUCAGGAGGCUAACAGCACUGGCUGCUCUUCCAGACAUCCCGAGUUCAAUCCCUAGCAACCACAUGGUGGCUCACAACCAUCAAUAAUGAGAUCUGGUGCCCUCUUCUGGCGUGCAGGUGUGCAUGCAGACAGAACAAUGUAUCAUAAUAAAUAAAUCUUAAAAAAAAAAAUCUUUAAGAGGUUUAAUUGUAAAAGAAAAGAAUUCUUGAAUAUCUUUUGGCAGCUAGAGAAGUUUAAGAAUGAAUUAAAAUAAUCUCAAAUAGUCCAAGUCACACAGAUCAGUUUCUGCCUUAUGGAUUUAUGCAAAUCCAGGUUAUACAUUAAGCCCAGCAAAGGCCUUUGUUCACCAGAGCAUUAUGUGACAAUGACUAAUGAAGACCUUGAGCAAGUAUGUCCCAACAGGUGGGUUACUGUAAUUUACUGCAAGGAAGGUUAAACCACAAUGUGAAUUCUGGUGUUUUCUAUAUUGUCCUUUAGCAGCAGAACGUUUUCCAAAAGCCUGGUAGAGAGGAUGACUGUAAAAUGACUCCGUUGGGAUACUUUUAAACAAUUAUCAUGCUUAAAGCCCAAUUCUUCAGGUUUAGGUGACAUGAACAGCUUAGUAAACUAAUGCAUAAUAAAGUGAUAGCAAUUGACAAAUUGCAGAGCCCACGAAUUCCAGAGAAUUCUUUCGGCUAGAAAGGUGAGCAUCCAAGACCAGGGGAAAAAAAAAAAAAAUCCAAUUUCAAAAUCUUGUGAGCACAGUGGCUCAUGCUUGUAAUUCUAGGUCUUGAUAGGCUGGGGUGUGAGGAUUGCUCCAAGUUUGAGGCUAGUCAGGGCUAUGCCUGAAUUCCAGGUUGGACUGUUAAGAGUGAAAUCCUGUUUCAAACACUGUACGAAACAAAAAAAAAAAAUCUUUUAUCUUAAUUGUAGUAAAAGACUCAUUAGGUUCUACUUUAGUGAUGAAAACUUUAUUGCCAGCACAUUACCAAUGACAAGACUAAGAAUAAAUAAGAAUAUGAAUCUAGGUCUGCACUCUUUUUCUGCCAAGAGCUUGUAAAAGUAUCUCAAAGAAACUCAGUCAGGAGAUCUCAGAAAACUUAUCAGAUAAAAAUUUCUAAAUUUCACCAAACUUUCAGGCCAAAAUUAAAGAGCAAACCUUAUCAAGAUACUUUUUAUAUAAUCAAGUCAUAUGGUACUACUGUAAGUUUUUGGACCACCAAAGACAUUUAAAUAUUCUAAGAGCAACAUUUAAGUUUAAUGCAGCAUCAAGGUUGAAAUCAGCAACAAGGAGGUACCGUAUCAUCAAUAAGAUGGGGACCUCUGUUUCUACUCCUAAAAAGUAGAAAAAAUUUCAAAGGAGAGAUGUGGAACUCUUCUUAAAUAGAGUAGCUGGGUUUUCCACUUAUGGGAGAUGAGGUGGGGUCUAAAAAGACAAAUGACUUUUUACCACAAGAUCUUCCAGAGAAGAGCCAUCACUGAUAACAAGGUCAUUAAACUGGUCUUGGAUUUGGUCCAUAGUUUGUGGGAGAUCUCGAGCUGGAAUAAACCAUUCAUGUUCUUCUUCCUCUUCCAGCAUUUCUUGGAAACAGCGUUCAAUAAACUCUUCUUCCCACAACUCCUCUUCUAUCUAAAUUUACAACAAACAGGUGGUAAUCAUAGCAUAUCUGCUUAAGACAUCAGUAAAUAUCUUAAUUUUUUUUUUUUUUUUUUUGAGGCAGAGCUUCUCUGUGUAGCCUUGGUUGUCCUGGACCUGCCUUGUAGACCAGGUUGGCCUUGAACUCACAGAUAUCUGCUUGCCUCUGCUUCCAUGAGUGGCCUUAAAAUAUUUGAAAUCACAAUGUAAGGGCCGGGUGUGCCCUUUAAUCCCAGCACUUAGGAGGAGGGAAGGUUAUACAGAGACCUUGUCAAAAAAGAACAGAACUAAAUCAAACCAUAAUGUGGCUAGUCCUGUGGGUUUUAAUUUAUCUCAGCACAUGAAGAAAAAGGUAAAAUGACUACCAUGAGUUCCAGACCAGCCUGUAAUACAGAAUGAGCCUCUUUCUCCAAUGCUUCCUAACAGUCAGGCACAGUAGUGCACACCUGUAAUCUUAGGAGGCUGAGAUAUGAGAAUGGUUGAGUUUCUAUACACAUAAAACCCCACAAUAUCAGAGCUGGAAGUGUAACUCCUUGGCAGAGUACAUUAUUACUAUGAAUGAGGCCUUGGGUCUGAUCUCCCAACAUCAAAAUUCGUAAGUUAAGCUGAGUGCAGUGGCAGAGGUUUUUAAUCCUAGCACUCAGUGAGGCAGAGGCAGGCCAGCCUGGUCUACACAGUGAGUCUAGGACAGCUAGGGCUACACAGAAACCCUAUCUUGAAAAUCCAAAAGAAAAAAAAUAUCAAAAGUUAGAAACUUUCUUCCCUGUUUCUGUACUACCAAAAAAAAAAAAAAAAAAAAAAAAAGCCCCAAACUACCACAAAGACCUAGGAAGCUCUGUUUAGGAUUAUUUUAGGUCUUUCCUUGUCUCUACAGAAGGUUUUUUUUUCUUCUUUUCCAUUGAGACUAGCAAGGAGAAAGUAAUGGAGUGAUCUCUUUAAGAAAUAUUUUUCAGAAUUAUUUAAGAAGCCUUAAAACAUCCAAGCCCUAAUCCAACCCCAUAAAGACGAAAAUCUCUAAAAGGUAGAGAUUAAGGCUGGAGAGAUGGCUCAGGGGUUAAGAGCACUGACUGCUUUUCCAGAGGGCCCAUGGUCCCAGCAUCCACAUUACAGUUCCCAACUGUCUGUAAUUCCAGUUCCAGGGGCUCUGACAUCCUCACAUAGACAUACAUGUAGGCAAAACACCAACGCACAUAAAAUAAAUAAAUGGUUAAAAAAAAAAAGGUAGAGAUUAAAACAGCAGCAAAAUCUCCCAACUGAUCUAGGUGUGAGGGAGUAGACAAGGUGAGCCCUCAGCCCUACAAAACAAACACAAAACCUAAGGACUGAAGAAAGGACUCGCUGGGAAAGAGUGCUUGCUCUUCAUGCGCAGGACCCACGUCUGGUUCCCAACACCCAUGGUAGGCAGUUCACAAUUGCCUGUGACUCCAAUUCUGUGGGAGCCAAUGCCCUCUUUUGGCCUCUGCAGGAACUUGUACACACACAAAGAGUAAAAGCAGAUCUUAAACUCAGGCGUGACGGCUCAAGGCUUUAAUUCCAGCCAGCACUAAGAAGGUGGAGGCAGACCAGACAGGUAGAUCUGAGUUCCAGCACAGCCUGGUCUACAAAUUCUAGCCAAUAGGACUACAGGGUGAACCCCCCCCGCCCCCCCCACCAAAAAAACCCAAAAACCCAAAAAACAAAAAAAAAAAAAAAAACACAACAAAAAAAAGCAAAACCAAACCAAAAAACCCACCUCAAUUGACUCAAGCCUGAACUAUUUCACUCUGGAAUGUUCAUCAUAGGCUUUAGAGAAGUUGGGCUACUAAUGAUUUCUGAAACUGUGAUUAGGACUGGAAGUGAGAGAAUGAGAAUAGAUAGUAGAAACAUAGGAUUCAAAGAUGACCUCUUUCAAUAUAUCAGACUUCUCUGAAGAGAAGUAGCAGCAGAUUCUUACAGACUGACUAAGACUGAGGCUCUCCAGUGAAAACCAGACCAAUUUUGAUGUCUGUGGUCUGUUUGUUCCAGUUUUCUAAAUUUUCUUGGAUUUGCAGUGUAAUACAGAGAUAUGACUGGAUUAAGGCAAUGCUUUCCAAAAUGAAACUAUCUGGGAGCUUUUUUAUGUUUCCCAGGCUCCACCCUAGUCUUCUGAAUCAAUGUUUAGGGUGGGAACCUGAAACAAGCUACCCAAGUAAUUUCAAUGAGCUCUUCAGCCUGGCAGUGAUGAGCAGUCAAAUGAAACAGGAGUGGUAGCACAUACAUCCUUACAGUGCAUAUAAAGACCUAGACACGCACAGUUCAGGGCCAAGUGCAUAUUUCAGAGAGAUGAAGCUAUGGGAAAAAACAAAACAAAAACACGUUUGUAUACAAAACUAACUUGUCUGUUGAAUUCCUCUUCAUUUUCCAUCCACAUGUACUCUGCAAAUGGAUUAUCAUCUUCAUGAGAAUGACCGUUAAUAAUCACAUCUUCAUUGAUGAUGCUUGGGCUAGUACUGCUGCGACUUGGAUCUUUCAUGGUGGUGAUGGUGCGACGCCUUUAAUCCUAGCACUUGGGAAGCAGAGGCAAAAGGAUCUCUUCGAGGCCAGCCUGGUCUACAGCGUGAGGAUUAUACAGAGAAACCCUGUCUGGCAAUUUUGUGUGCAGCCAUGUGUAUGUGGAGAUCAGAGGACAAUUUUUUUUUUCUUUCUUUUUAAAAAGAUUUUUUAUACAGGUCUCUGCCUGUACACCAGAAGAGGGCAUCUCAUUAUAGAUGGUUGUGAGCCACCAUGUGGUUGAACUCAGGACCUUUGGAAGAACACCCAGUGCUCUUAACCUCUGAGUCAUCUUUCCAUCCCCAUAGAGGGCAGUUUUCUAGAGUAGGUUGUCUUCCAUCUUGUUGAGGCAGCACUACUGUGGCAGAUACUCCAAGCUAUAGAGUUUAUGGAAUCUCGGAGGAUUCUUAUGUCUUUCUGCCACUGUUGUUCUCUGACCUCCACACGCACCCUGUGAGGCAUGCUGUGAUAUACCCUAGUGUGUAAUAAAUAAAAAUAAUCAAGGUUACUGUGA